AAUGUAUAAUCAGGUGCAGCAAUUACAAUUACAAUUAAGUACUUGUAGUAGCUAUCUGUUUAAUCUGCUUGUUGUUCUGGACCACAAUUUUUUAAUAUUACAGUCUUCUUUGUUUGUUCUUAAUUUCUAAACCCCUAAUUACUGUUACUCUGCUACUGGGGAGUGGGGGGCCAUUACUAAUGGGCUGAUGGUUACCGUCGGUUAUUGAUUAGAUUUUAACACGCCACCCGGAGUAUAAAUCUGUAGUCCCAGUUACUCGUCGUCUUCGUUAUCAUCUGCGUUUGAAAUGUGAAUCAAAAUUAAAAGAAUUUGUUUCUCUCGCAUUGAAUCGCACGCACAUUGGCAGGCUUGCAAUAUGGAGUGUUGAACUUGAACAUAGUUCUCACGUCAGUCAAGUGUGUAGGAAGAACUCGGUUGAGGAUUGCACAAUCGUUUUAUUCCAAGACGGAUUUUCCAAGACGGUUUUAUUCCAAGAGGCUUAUCUGUUGCUGACGAAAGGAAUAACAAAUUGAUUUGUUAAUAUUGAAACCCGUUUGUGUUUUACUGAAAUGCAUCGUAGCCACUCGUUGACAGUGGCCCAGUCGACGACGAUGGAAUCAUCAUAUCCGGAUGCCUACAUGCUGUUGGAAAAAUACAACAGAUUGCUGGAAUCACACCAUAGACUACUGAAAGUGAAUCAGAAUCUCGAGGACAAGCUCCUCAAAGUGGUAACAAACUGUGAAGAACAAAAAGCUGAGAUGAAAAACAAGAUGGAAGCAAUGCAAGAACGGAUGAUCAAUGCGGAACUCCGGUCGGAGCAACUUGAGGAAGAAAAUGUACGAUACCGCAGGGACUGCAACCUGGCCCUGUCCUUGCUGCAGUGCAAUCCCGCUGGAUUUGUCGAUCACGAUUUCCACACCUUGCCGGCUUACGUUCGUUCUAAACUGGAUCCUUCGGAUUCGUCCAGUCUCAGUGGGAGCUUGAACGAUGACGCUUCGGACGAUGAUCGCCCAGUUAAGCCGGCGGCGGACAUUGAUAUCCUUCCCUUACCGUUUCCGCCCAGUGCUGUGAUGGUGCCGGUGCUGAAGAAGCACCACGCCAUCCCACCAUACCGUUCGUCGUCGAACGGCUCCGUGAAUGGGAUCGAUCAGCGGUCUCAGCCAACAUCCAAGCGGAUAUCGGCUGACGCCAUUGCCAGUGUGAUACAGGAAGAUCUGCGAUCGUUGAGUUCGGGUAGUCCCAGUGGCGAUGUGCGCGCCAGGCAGCUCACUCAGAAUCGACAGGUGAAUGGCGCGGGGGAGCCUGGACGAAUAUUACACGUAUAGCGAAACGUUGUUUUGGAAUUUUUGAUUUGUAUUGGAGUUGAAUGACUUGACGCAGUUACGGCGUCGGAAGGGUGUUCGAACCAUUGUUUAUCCAAGUCACAGUAAGCUGCAAGUGUACAGCGGCCCUGGCUAAGAUUCCGUGUAAAAUUUGUGUGAGAUAGAUUUUUGGCUAUGAUAGAUCUUCGAUGCACAAAUAGAGUUUUAGAGAGCUAUCAUACAAUUCCAUGUAACCACAAAUGUCAAUUUGAUAAGGACUUUUUCAUUUGUCGUUACUACUGUGUAUAAUUCAUCUCAGAAUCAAUUUCAGCCCUUUUGGUAUUUUAGUUUCUUAUAUUUCGUUGUAAUCUUUCAUUUUGUAUUGAACUGUUAUCUGCUUCUGUCGUAAAUUUGCUUUUUUUUCCUGGAAAGCAACGGUAUGAUACAAUAAAGGGAAACAACUUGG
This is a messenger RNA of Paramacrobiotus metropolitanus, 1746 nucleotides long. RefSeq names its product brain-enriched guanylate kinase-associated protein-like. NCBI's taxonomy places the organism in Eukaryota, Metazoa, Tardigrada, Eutardigrada, Parachela, Macrobiotidae. The transcript is spliced from 5 exons. The record is from RefSeq and is a predicted model, not a curated record. The coding region runs from base 549 to 1304 and encodes 251 amino acids.